GCGAAAUAUAAACAUAAGAGCAAAAUUGUCCGUGUCUCAAUGAAUUGAAUCGAAAAUAGACGCUAUAAUUACUUCAUUUAAUUUGUAAGACACGAGGAACAACUUAUUUUGUUUGUUUUAUAAUUGUUUUUAGAUCCAACUGCACUAUGAUUUCUGAAGUAGACCUCGUAAAUAAGGACAGUACAGUACGAGUUGCUGUCAGAAUCCGACCUCUAAACUCAAGGGAGCAAAUAGAUAUGUGUCGUGUUUGCACGACAGUAACCUUUGGAGAGCCCCAGAUUUUUCUUGGGUCGGACAAAGCCUUUACUUUCGAUUAUGUCUUCGAUACUAAUUCCAAUCAGUGUGAUAUAUACUCGCAAUGCGUGGAUCGAUUAGUGGAUAGUACGCUGCAUGGCUAUAAUGCCACCGUACUGGCCUAUGGACAAACAGGAUCCGGCAAGACGUAUACAAUGGGCACUGGCUUCGAUCAUGAAUCCGAAACAUCCGAGUCCGUCCUGCUCGGGAUUAUUCCCCGAGCUGUUCGCCACAUAUUCAGUGGCAUCGAGCAACUGCAGGCCUGUAGCUCUUCAGAACAGACAGCCACUGCUGGAAGUCCGCAGUUCAGUUUGGCUGUUCAAUAUAUCGAAUUGUACAACGAGGACAUUUUCGAUCUAUUGGACCCAUUUAACAAAAACAGCAACUUUAAGAUACACGAAGACGCCAACGGACAAAUAACCAUUUCUGGCGCGUCCAUAAAACCAAUAUUCCAACCACAAGAUGCCUUAAAGUACCUUCAGCAAGGAGCUUUAGCACGCACCACUGCUUCAACAAAAAUGAACGAUCAGUCGUCUCGAUCGCACGCUUUGUUCACCAUUUUUGUGCGCAGACAGCGAUUACUUGCACCGAAUGACAACGCUUCCGGUAACGAUUUGGAAACCCUAACUUCCAAGUUCCACUUUGUUGAUUUAGCGGGUUCGGAACGACUCAAAAGGACUCAGGCCACUGGAGAGCGUGCCCGCGAGGGCAUAUCCAUUAAUUGUGGUCUACUCGCCCUCGGCAACUGUAUUUCGGCACUGGGUGAUACCUCCAAGAGGGCUCUACACGUACCCUAUCGAGACUCCAAGCUGACCCGCCUUCUUCAGGACUCCUUGGGUGGAAAUAGUCAGACCUUAAUGAUCGCGUGCGUGUCGCCAAGCGAUCGAGACUUUAUGGAAACUUUGAAUACAUUGAAGUACGCCAACCGAGCGCGGAAUAUUAAAAACAAAGUUAAGAUCAACCAAGAUCAGAGUUCUCGAACGAUUUCCCAGCUGCGUAGAGAAAUUGCAGCGUUGCAGAUGGAGUUAUUAGAAUACAAACAGGGUAAGCUUGUGGUAGAUUGCGAAGGAAACACAACUAUUUCGGAUACAUUUAAUGAGAACAUGUUGCUUCUAUCGGAAACCAAACGGCUGCAGCAACGUCUCAAGUCAUUGCAAAACACUGUUGGCUCUUUAACCGAAAGAAAUGCUGGACUCAAGUUAGAAUUGGAUUCAAGCACGUGGAGUAGUAGCGACGGUUGUGAUGUUGAAAUAACGAAAAUUGUCGGCAACUAUAUGUUGGAAAUCGAACAACUUCAGGCUAAAUUAAUAGAGUCUGAAGAACUGCGCAAGCAAAUGGAAAAUUCAGCUGCAAAUUCACCCAGAAGCAACAAGCCUGUUUACGAUGGUGACAUUAUAAGCAAGGCCAAAAAGGGCUUGGAAAAAGAAAGGGAGCUAUUAAUGUCGCGUUCUUUGCCGGGAAUCCAAAAUCAAAACGUUCGUUCGGAAGAAGCGGAUGCUGGCAGUAGCGAUUCGGAAGAAGAAGGAGUUAUGAAGGACUUGGAGGUAAUCGACAACAAUAUUGUAAUGAAAACCAAACUAAUUGAACAAUUGGAGUUGACACAUGAGAGAAUGGAACUGAUGCGAAUGCACUACGAAGAAAAGCUAUCUGUGUUAAAUUGCAAAAUCGUCAACACUCAAAAAGAACGAGACGAUGUCUUGACAAACAUGGAAAGCAAUUGGUAUGUUGUAGGUUCGUCUGCAACGGUUGCGUCCAAGGAUAGUUUGAAAAAAGUGAAAUCAGAUUAUGAAGGAAAGCUAAGUAAUAUGCAACAAGAGCUAAAGAAGUUGCAAAACGCGCAAAGAGAGCAUCUUCGACAACAGCAAAAACUCAAGUCCCAUGAAGUUAAGAUAGGUAUGCUACGUAACGAGUUGCAUGAGCUUAAAUUUACAAAGGUUAAACUAAUGAAAAAAAUGUCGGAACAAACAAGUCGUCACAAAGAAGAAGACAGUCGAAAGUCUAAGGAAAUUGCUCAAUUACUAAAGGAUCAGCGCCGCCAAAUAAAUGCUGUGUUAUCAUUGGAGGCCAAAAUGAGUGCCAAAGAGCAAAUACUGAAGCGAAAAACCGAAGAAGUUAUUGCCCUUCGCAAGAGUCAAAGGGGAAAAUCCGGCCAAAGAGCGGCUCCACAAUUAACUUCAAAAAUUACCACUUUGGACGGUUUCACUUCACGGGCGGCACGGCAUCGGUGGGAAAACCUAUACCGGACCAUUUUGCAUGCUGCCAGAAACAGGCAGCUUAUCACGCAAUUGGAAAAAGAGCUGGAACGCUUAAUAUCGGAGCGUGAAGAUCUCUCGCGCGAUCUGAACAUAAUGGAAACUAGCUUAGGCGCCGAGAAGCGAACAGAUGAUUUCAACGAAGUAGACAAUAUAAAAACAAACAUUAGAUAUAUUCAGGAGAAUAUAGAACAUGUGCAGCAGGCUAUUAUGGAAUUCGAAGACUCAAAAGACACUGUGCAGAGCGAUGUAAAUAAGAUUCAGGCUCUAUUGGACGAGGUUUCGACAGUGGCAGAAGCUAAAUUCCUUCUUCAAAAGUUUUCCGACACUUCCAUUGUAAUGUCAUGCAAUUUGGCCAUUGCCGAAUCUCACUUGCAGGAGCAUGAAUCGCUGCUGAAGGAAGUGAAGCAAGAAAGUGCCAUUCAACAGCAAAUAUUACAACAUUUCCUAUCGCAAAACAGUAAUGUGCAUAUAUCUGACAUAUUCGAUUCCUUAAAUCUCAAGGGCAGUAACCUCACAAAUAGUGUUAAUCCUGGUUCUCAAAAGUCCCUACUAAGCAAUGCCACAUAUGACAUACCGCAGGACGAUAAGUUUUCAGAUUCUACGCAUGUGGUUAUGCGCAGGACAACCAGUAGAAGUCCUUCACCCUUUGGAAAUGGAGACCCGUUCGACAAGAGCCCCAAAGUGCGUAGACGUACUGCCAAGCGAACAGAUCUUCUUUUUGGCGACAUAGAGCUGCCAGAACAGACUAUUAAUAAAAUGACGUGAUCAUGCAUUCGAAGAUGAGAUCAUAAAGCGCAAGCCGCACAUGGAAUUGGAAUAUUGAAUUAAAACCUCUAGCGAACAAAUAAUCAAAAGACAGGUUUCUUAUGUUGGAAGGUAACCUCACCUUAGUUAUAUUGUAUAUUUAUUUAUUAUUAACUAUUCACUAGGACUGCCGUUUGUACAGGCUUUCAACUUAAAAAUAACUUUUAACAAAAAAUGUUUUGAAUGCGUUUUCGUGUUGGUGAGAAUUUCGGAAAAUCAAAUAAAGACCUAGUGCAAUUGGUGUCUUCCCAGCCAUUCAAAACCAACAAACAAUAGGAAAUACAAUAAUAUAUUAAUAAA
Molecule: messenger RNA, 3653 nt
Organism: Drosophila elegans
Lineage: Eukaryota; Metazoa; Arthropoda; Insecta; Diptera; Drosophilidae
Gene: Klp31E
Product: kinesin-like protein KIF21A
Exons: 12
Coding region: 147-3314 (1055 amino acids)
Biological process (GO): mitotic spindle organization; microtubule-based movement
Molecular function (GO): microtubule motor activity; ATP binding; microtubule binding
Source: RefSeq, a predicted model, not a curated record